AUUCAUCGUCCAGCAUACUGGAACCAGACCCGGCGUCCCAUUGGGAGUCGUCAUCUUCGUCAGUCAUCAUCUAUUCACUUGGUUGCUAUGUUCCGAUACUGCUGACUUCGACUUGUCUUAGAGAUUUUGAAAUCUUUGAUCUUCAGGCCACAUUCCUAACCACAUUUUUUACAUCCAUGACUCGAGCGCGCAAUGUCAUGGUUGCUACUGGCUUAGUUGCUUUUGCAGCAGCUGGCUUGGCAUUUCCCUUCUACAUGGCGUCGUCGAGGCAGCCAGUUAUUGAUCCAUCAAGGCCAUUGCCACCACAAGCAACUUUUCGAGGCCCCUACAUAAACACUGGCUCGCGUGACAUUGGGCCUGAUCAUCAAACUUACUCGAAGAAAUAAAGCAGUCGGUGAACGAAACAUUCCGAGUUUGUAAGUACACUUAGCCUAUUUAUGCCUAACUUUCAGAAGCAAUUUUCUGCAGUUUGAUGAAACCCGGACAUGGCUUAUUGCUGAACCAGGAAAGUGUCUUGAAUGUUCUUGUGAAAAUCACUUUCGUGGUUGCGUAUGGUUCUGGAAUGUGUUAGAAUCAACCAUGUUCCGGGGAAAAAUGUUAGAAUCAACUGGAAUGUGAGAGUUCUUUCUUUUCUUUUCUUUUUUUUUAAGAGUGGAUGAGAGAAUUUCGACUGCGGCCAAGUAAUGGCAGUAAAAUACAUUUACGACAUAUAUCAGUUUCCUGAUUACAUAUAAUUUUGGAGUGGGUUGGAAUCAAUCGUCUUUCCAGAAUGUUAGAAUCAAUUAGAAAUAUAUCUACGACAUAUUUUGCUACGCAUGGAAAGCAUUGGUGCGAGGUUUAUCCAUGGAGCCUGUGGCGUUGAUAUCCACUAUUAGUUAAGAUGCUGACUGUGGCAUUGUCAAGUGGCUGAGAGAGGGACCAACAAAUGUCACGAGUCCUUUAAUUUUUAAAUUUUUAUUAACAUUAUAUGGAUGUUAUACAUUUCUGACUUUGAAAGUUUUGGAAUAUAUAUGUUUUUUAAUCUUAA
Molecule: messenger RNA, 1027 nt
Organism: Prosopis cineraria
Lineage: Eukaryota; Viridiplantae; Streptophyta; Magnoliopsida; Fabales; Fabaceae
Exons: 3
Coding region: 177-386 (69 amino acids)
Source: RefSeq, a predicted model, not a curated record